AUGCGGGGUGAUGGCUUUCUGAGAAGUACGAGGAGCAUGCAAAUGGAAAGGGCGGUGUAUGCCUGGCAGGGAUGUGGCACCAACAUGCUACAGUUGAGAUGCCAGGGGGGCCACACAGAGAUGGUCUUAGCAGCAGCUGUAUUUGAUUCCAACACUGUGCUGGAAAGACCCCGGUUGGCUUGCUGCGCUGGCAGCACUUUGCUCACAGAUUGGGCGGCAUGUGCUUGGCCACAGCCCACCACAAGGUACCGUGGCAAUGCAAGCUUGGGCACACAUGGGAAGCUACCCCACAAUGUUCUUCACACAAGUACCUGA
Effrenium voratum is the source of this 315-nucleotide messenger RNA. NCBI's taxonomy places the organism in Eukaryota, Dinophyceae, Suessiales, Symbiodiniaceae. The record is from the annotation of a GenBank genome assembly.